Molecule: messenger RNA, 1559 nt
Organism: Manis javanica (Malayan pangolin)
Lineage: Eukaryota; Metazoa; Chordata; Mammalia; Pholidota; Manidae
Gene: EXOSC9
Product: exosome component 9
Biological process (GO): exonucleolytic trimming to generate mature 3'-end of 5.8S rRNA from tricistronic rRNA transcript (SSU-rRNA, 5.8S rRNA, LSU-rRNA); U5 snRNA 3'-end processing; nuclear polyadenylation-dependent rRNA catabolic process
Cellular component (GO): nuclear exosome (RNase complex); cytoplasmic exosome (RNase complex)
Molecular function (GO): mRNA 3'-UTR AU-rich region binding
Source: RefSeq, a predicted model, not a curated record
GCCGCCAAGCUUUGAUGACGCAAAUCUUCUGCGCUGCCAGCGAUCAGUGCGCGCGUGAAGAAGCUCGGAUUCACUUCUAUCCGUGGAUUCCUGUGCUGGUGGGUGAUUGUCGGGUGCUGUGGGUCCCGUGACCCGAUAGCAUGAAGGAGACACCACUUUCAAACUGCGAGCGCCGCUUCCUACUCCGCGCCAUCGAAGAGAAGAAGCGGCUGGAUGGCAGACAAACCUAUGAUUAUAGGAACAUCAGGAUCUCGUUUGGAACAGAUUAUGGGUGCUGUAUUGUGGAACUUGGUAAAACAAGAAUUCUUGGACAGGUUUCCUGUGAACUUGUUUCUCCAAAACUCAAUAGGGCAACAGAAGGUAUUCUUUUUUUUAACCUUGAACUCUCUCAGAUGGCUGCCCCAGCUUUUGAACCUGGCAGGCAGUCAGAUCUCUUGGUGAAGUUGAACCGACUCUUGGAAAGAUGUCUAAGAAAUUCGAAGUGUAUAGACACUGAAUCUCUCUGUGUUGUUGCUGGUGAAAAGGUUUGGCAAAUACGUGUAGACCUGCAUUUGUUAAAUCAUGAUGGAAAUAUUAUAGAUGCUGCCAGCAUUGCUGCAAUUGUAGCCUUGUGUCACUUCCGAAGACCUGAUGUCUCUGUCCAAGGAGAUGAAGUAACAUUGUAUACACCUGAAGAGCGUGAUCCUGUACCAUUAAGCAUCCACCACAUGCCCAUUUGUGUCAGUUUUGCCUUCUUCCAACAAGGAACAUAUUUAUUGGUGGAUCCCAAUGAACGAGAAGAACGUGUAAUGGAUGGCUUGCUGGUAAUUGCCAUGAACAAACAUCGAGAGAUUUGUACCAUCCAGUCCAGUGGUGGGAUAAUGCUGCUAAAAGAUCAAGUUUUGAGAUGUAGUAAAAUAGCUGGUGUGAAAGUAGCAGAAAUUACAGAGCUAAUACAGAAAGCUUUGGAGAAUGACCAGAAAGUUAGGAAAGAAGGUGGAAAGUUUGGUUUUGCAGAGUCUAUAGCAAAUCAAAGAAUCACAGCAUUUAAAAUGGAAAAGGCUCCUAUCGAUACCUCUGAUGUAGAGGAGAAAGCAGAAGAAAUCAUUGCUGAAGCUGAACCUCCUUCAGAAGUUGUUUCUCAACCUGUACUGUGGACUCCUGGAACUGCCCAGAUUGGAGAGGGAAUAGAAAACUCCUGGGGUGAUCCUGAAGACUCUGACAAGGAAGAUGAGAAUGAAGGUGGCAGUGAUGAAGCUGUCAUUCUCGACAGUGUCAAAAUGGACACUGGAGUAGAAGUUUCCAAUAUUGGAAGCCAAGAUGCCCCUAUAGUACUCUCAGACAGUGAAGAAGAAGAAAUGAUCAUUUUAGAACCAGACAAGAAUCCAAAGAAAAUAAGAACACAAACUAUCAGUGAAAAACAAGAAAAAGCACCAAGCAAAAAGCCAGUAAGAAAGAGAAAAAAGAAGAGAGCUACUAAUUAAAACUAAGUUGUAUAUUUGUGUAUGUAACUGUUAAAAAGGAUAUUUAUUCAGCACUAAUAAACUUGGGUAUUUUUAAUUCACAAAUCCAUUAUAAAA